GGUAGGGGGAAAGAUGUUGCCUUAAAUUGGCACCUAGGCUCAGUUGUCUCCCCAAUCCAGCAUUCCAUGUACAAUUUUGUUUGCUCGAGCAGGCUCUGCUCAAGAGGGACUUCCACACCAUUUCAAUAUUGCCUUUCCGCUUUGAGUUUUUCCUUUCUCGAAGGCCCCCCAGACACUGACGACGUCGGUGAGCCUCGGAUUGUACAUCUUCGACGGUACACCCCCCUUUCCGACACUGCCAGCCACAACAAUGAGCAGCGGCAUUGGGCCUGCGUCCACCCAUGAGCAACCGGCAGAAGCGUCACCGGUUUCAGAGAGCCCUGCCGGUUAUAGUUCGCAGGAACAAGACCCAGACGAUGAACCAGAACAUUUUCACAGGAGACAGCUGUCCGGUGUUCACCCCGAGAGUGCCUGGGCCCAACAGAAUGUCCUGACCUUUGAUGGAGGCGGCGUGCGUGGCUAUUACAGCCUCCUCCAGCUCCAGAAGCUCUUCGAGUACAUCGAAAUCGAGGAGAAGGCCCAAAACGAGAGACUAGAUGCCAUGGAACGGAUGCGGCCCGAGGAUCUCUCCAGCUUCUCCCCGUGUGGACAACCAAGACACAUGUCUCACUGCCCUACGUUCAGACCCUACCUCCCAUGUCACUAUUUCGAUUACAUAGGUGGCACAUCCACAGGAGCCCUAAUCACCACCAUGUUGGCCAGGUUGCGCAUGCCCGUUGAGGACUGCCUCGAUGAAUACAAGCGCCUAGCAGGUUCAAUCUUUGGCAGCCCGAGAUGGGUCCACAAGGUAGGGUUUCCCGGCCUAGUCAUAAACAAGAACAAGUUCUCGACGGCGAACCUAGAGGGCACAAUCAAGGAUGUCAUCCGUCGAAGGGGAGAAGCUGCCAACGUUCAGGACGAGGCAAUGCUCCUCACUACCCAAAAGGGACUAUGCCGGGCGAUCAUUGUCGUUGAUAUGUCUGCGCCCAAAGAUGGAGGAAGCGGCCGUGUUGAUGCCCCGUGGAUAUUCCGCUCGUACGACAACUUCCACAAGGACACCAAGCCGAAGACGGACCAGGACCACGCCGUUCUUCAACGAGUAGAUACAGAAUCAUUUCUGAAUGCUGAGGGGCCACGGAAUGCCGGACAGGGUACGAAAUUUGCGGCCUGGAAAGUAGCCCGCGCGGCGACGGCGGCUCCCUUGUACUUCAAGCCCCUCGAGGUUGCACUUGACGACGGGGAAGUCGUCAGCCGGAAGACGACCAUAGCUCGCCUGACCCGGACGUUUGCAGUAGGCGUCAGAGCCGGUAGCGGCAAUGCCGGUAGCAGCACCGCCGCCAUUCCAGAGAGGACGGCGCGGUUUACCGACGGCGGCUUUGGGCGCGCCAACAACCCGUCCGAGGAGGUGUUGCGGGAGCUAAAAAGCAUCCUAAAGAAGCGCUACAAGAAGAUUGGAACAUGGGUGAGCAUUGGCACAGCGCGGCCAAUACCCAAAAGCGACCCCAAGCGGCAGACCCUCCACAACACCACUCUCCUGAGCUACGCAAAACUCGGCGACCCGGAGCCGGUGAACGAGAUGAUGAAGAUGGAAAGCAGAGAGAAGUUUGCCUAUUACCGCCUCAACGAGGUCAACGGUCUGCCAGGUGUCGACAUGGACGAGUGGCAGCCGAGGCACUCUGGAGAAGCCACCAUGGAGAAAAUGAAAAAUGCCUUUGCCACCUGGGCGUCCGAGGCAGAGAACGUGGAGCGCUUCCAGGAGUGCGCCAGGGCGCUGGUGCGCAACCGCCGCGAGCGUGCCCGCGAGAGCAUGUCGCUCUGGGAGCGCUACGCCAUGGGCAGGUUCUACUUUUGCCCCGAGAGCGACUGCAUCUACGACCCCGACGAGACGUGGCACUACCGGAGCACUUUUGAGCGGCACCUCGGCUCCGUCCACAGGAAGAACGCGGCCGCGAUUCGCGACACACUCGACAAGUGUGAAUACUGCUGGGAGUAUAAGCCGCCUAAGCCUCACAAGUAAUUACGUCUAAUCAACGUCGCGGCGUGUUUCGGUAAUGUUGGGCCGGGCCGGUUUGUGACUUGAUAAUUAUCCCCGGGCUUGAAGGAAUCGAGGAAUCGGGAGUGAGCAGGGUUGCUGUAAAUUGAUUAGACGCUGUGGAGUUGACAUUUGCAUAAUCAAGAGCCACUAGAUUUAACUGGUAUCAUCAUGUUCCGAUCCACACAAGAAAUGAACUAGAAACAAGAUAUAAAUUCUCUUAUUCCAC
Messenger RNA from Lasiosphaeria miniovina, 2240 nucleotides. Its product is annotated as acyl transferase/acyl hydrolase/lysophospholipase. Gene Ontology annotation, cellular component: membrane. Gene Ontology annotation, biological process: arachidonate metabolic process. The record is from RefSeq and is a predicted model, not a curated record. The transcript has 4 exons. Bases 251 to 1996 code for a protein of 581 amino acids. NCBI's taxonomy places the organism in Eukaryota, Fungi, Ascomycota, Sordariomycetes, Sordariales, Lasiosphaeriaceae.